Dreissena polymorpha is the source of this 2297-nucleotide messenger RNA. RefSeq lists its product as uncharacterized. The record is from RefSeq and is a predicted model, not a curated record. NCBI's taxonomy places the organism in Eukaryota, Metazoa, Mollusca, Bivalvia, Myida, Dreissenidae. Gene Ontology annotation, biological process: transmembrane transport. Gene Ontology annotation, molecular function: transmembrane transporter activity. The transcript is spliced from 3 exons. Gene Ontology annotation, cellular component: membrane. The coding region runs from base 137 to 1609 and encodes 490 amino acids.
ACCAUAUCAUAGUGACAUUUCACUCAUGUACGGACACUUUCAUACAAAUCACUGUCGUUACAACCCGUGACUUUCAGAAUUAAAACGUUAAUAAAUCUUCAUGUACUUAUUUUACAAUGGAAUACACUAGCAAGCAAUGGCCAUUAAAACUAACGCCGCAGACGCUGCGACUGAGCCGGUGUUAGAGUUGGAGCUAGAGUUUGGACACGUUUCCGGCGCGUAUUGGGAACAGGAAAAGGAGGCAAUGGGAACUAAGGCGAUGCGAGUUGUCACCCUUGUGGUGGGCUGCCUCGGUAUGGCGAUCGCCGGCUCCAUCUACGCCUUCAACGCGUACGCUAACGCCGUCAAGGCGACGUUUACUUACACACAAUCAGACAUUGAGAUGUUCGCUUCCAUGGGAAAUUUCGGUAUCUCAUUCGGGUUACCGGCGGGGAUCCUUGCGGAGAAAUUCGGCUCCCGCAUCACUUCCGUCGUUGCGGCGACAGUGUCGGCGGGUGGCUUUGUGCUCUUGUGGUCCACGACCCUUUCACACCAGUUCUACAACGAGCACGCUUGGCUCCAGUACAUCUACUUCUUCAUUGCCGGUUUCGGUGCAAUAUUCAUGUACAUGGCGUCCCUAACAACGAACAUGCACAACUUCAGCCCGAGGCAUCGCGGCAAAGUCGUGGGUCUCUUAGACGCUUCCUUCAGCGCCGGCCCGGCGCUGAUCGCUCUCCUCUACGGGGUGUUGUUCAUGCGCGGUCACGUUACGGACGAACAGAACCAGGACCUCAAGGGAUUUUAUCUCAUGUCCGCCAUUUGCUUCGGGGUCAUAGGUGUACUGGGCGUGUUUCUUCUGAAGAGCAACCCGUACAAUGAAGAAGAAAUGACGUUCGAAAAGUUGAACGAAGACGAAGACGAUUCCUCUAACGUACCCAAAAGGGAAGGUGACGUUACUGGGCUCAAAUUGUUGAAGGAUGUAAAUUUUCAAUUUCUCUUCUGGGCGUACAUUUUCUGCGCCGGUUUGCAAUUGACUUUCCAGACAAACAUAACAGCUUACCUAAAGUCCUAUCAUUUAGAGGGAUAUAGCACACUGUUCACCACACUAAACCCCAUCUUCGGGGUCAUCUCCAAAUUCAUCGCCGGUUUCCUGUCGGACGCGAUGGUCCACAAGGUGCCGCGCAUCGCCGUUUUGUUCGCCUUUAACGUUUUUCAGACCGUCACCAUGGCGAUAUGCAUCGCCUACUCCGACAGACUUCCGGUGCUUGUCAUCGCUCUCAUCGGUGUCGGAAUGCCCAACGGCGCUCUGUGGUGCUUAACGCCCACUAUGCUCAGCGAGUUUUACGGGAUGAAGUAUUUCGGGAGGAACUGGGGUACCAUAAUGUUCGGUAACGCUUUGGGCGGACUACUUUUUCAGCGGAUUUACGGGUGGAUCUACGACAGUAGCAUAGGCUAUGUGGGUCAAACUGUUUGCUACGGGCUUAAAUGCUUCGCGUGGAGUUUUGCCAUGAUGACGGUACUUAGCGGGUGCUCGCUGCUACUCAACGCCGGUGUUCUGGAGUCAGAGGUCAGGGCGUACAAGUCCAUGGCGCGAGCAAGAACGAUGCGAAAAAUAGACAAAGAAUACUAACAACCAAUGGGAAUUCGCGUGAGAGGUCACGUGACGGAUGCGUGACGGAUAGGACAAUCAUGACCAAAAGGAAUCACGUGAUAUUGGAAUUUUAAGUGACGUCACCAGGGACACUGGGUGAGCACUAUAAUAUAGCAAAUGACGUGUGCAUGUCGUUAUCUAUACGCUUUAUUAAAUUAUUCCGGAUACAAAGUAUCACCAGUUUAUAUGACACAUUUAAAGAUAAUUUACUUUAUUUACAAGUAUCAAGUAUCACUAAUCCAAGAAAUUAUAAUGUAAUUGGAUACACAAAUUACACGAAUCUACUUCAAAUUUUAAAUUUGUAUUUGUACAGAAAUAUUUGCCCCAUUAUACGUCUUGUUUUCGUAUAUUUCUGCAGUAAAUUCAAUCUAAUUAAAAUUAGGAAGACAUAUGGCUUAACAUGCAAACAGACAUCUUUAAAUAAAUGUGCGUUAUUUGAAGUUUUAAGUCCAUUACCAAAAAAUAGAUAUAAUUUUACAUUAUUAUUGUUAAAAUUUAUGUGAAUUCAUAAAUGUACGCUUUGUGUAAUUAUUUCUGUAUCAUAAAUUGACCGUGAUAUUUGAUAAAUGUGCAAUUAUUACAUUACAUAAUUAUAAGAUUUAUUUUAUUCAACAAUAAAUAUUUAUAAUUAUGUUAACAUAAUGAUACAUUAAAAUUGUUAAUUUUA